CGUUAACCAUUUUCCCUAAGGAAGCCAAUUGAAUGUAAAAGAAGUAGAAUCGUUUCUUCUCUUUUAAAACAUAUUUGGUGAAUUUUUGUAUUUCUAUCCUUUUUCGUCUGUCUUUUUUUAAAACCGCGGAAUGACUGAGAAACUCUCAGGCAUGAAUGGAAUGGUCCCUCCGAAUCGCCACAAAGAAGGUGUUAGCAAGAAUGCAUCUAAAGAUCAUAAAAUUUACUGGACAUACACGGAGGAACCACACAAAAGUCGGCGAGCUGCCAUUCUCAAGGCUCAUCCAGAGGUUGCUGCUUUAAACGGAUAUGAGCCAAAAACGAAAUGGGUAGUUCUCUCUGUCGUUUUUAUUCAGUUGACUUGCGCUACUUUGUUGGCAAAUACAAACCCUUGGAAUUGGAAGUUCUUUUUCACUGCGUACUUUAUUGGUGCAUUUUGCAAUCAGAACAUUUUUUUAGCCGUCCAUGAACUUACUCACAAUCUUGCAUUUAAGCGCGCUAUGCAUAACCGCAUGUUUUCUCUUGUUGCAAAUCUUCCUGUAGGUGCUCCAUUCUCUGCUAGUUUCCGUCCUUACCAUAUUGAGCAUCACAGGUAUCAAGGCGUCGAGGGCAUGGACACAGAUUUGCCGACUACUCUGGAACUCAUCUUAUUCGACAAUGUUCUUGGAAAAGCAUUUUUUUGUACUUUCCAACUCUUUUUUUAUGCAUUUCGUCCAAUGUUUGUCCGCCAACUCCCUCUCACAACUUUGCAUUUUUGGAACAUUCUCGUCCAGCUUUCUUUUGAUUUCUUGGUCAUAAAAUAUCUAGGAUGGAGAUCCAUGGCCUACUUUUUUUUAAGCUCGUUCAUGGCUGGUAGCUUGCAUCCCACUGCAGGCCAUUUCCUUAGUGAACACUACAAUGUAAACCAUACUCGUCUUAUUCAGGAAGGCCCAGGUAAGGAUACUCCUUUGGAAACAUUCAGCUACUAUGGUCCACUUAAUAUCCUUGUUUAUAAUGCUGGCUAUCACAUCGAGCACCAUGACUUUCCUUACGUUCCUUGGACCCGUAUAGCCAAAGUGCGUGAAUUGGCUCCAGAGUUUUAUAAUAAUAUACCGGAAUGCAAAAGUUGGAGUGGUAUCAUUUACCAGUUUAUCACUGAUUCGAAUGUCGGUAUGUGGUGCCGAGUAAAGCGUAAGCAAAAAUCCGAAUUAUCUAAUUAAUCCUUUAUAAUUUUGAUCUGGGCGUCUUUAUCUAAUUGUUUUGUUUUUGUUUUGUUUUUUUGUGUUUUUUUUAUGGAAAAUGAAAACUAUCAAUUUAAAAAUAUCUGAUGAUUGUGAUUAUUCUUUUGAACAAAGAAUGAAGGAAAAAAUAGAAAUGGUUUUGUUCUUCUAGAGUUUUUUUUCAUUAUUAUCUAAAAUUAGUUGGUUGGUUCUCAAUUCAUAUUAAUAUCUUUCUUUGUACUUGUAAGAUUCACUGCAGAACAUGUUUCCGCAAAUGAAUAAAGUCUAUAUAGGACAGCAAAGGGUGCUUUAUGACUCCCCUUUUUCAUUAUGUUAUAUAUUAAAUUAAUUUUGUUUUGCAUGAGCG
Molecule: messenger RNA, 1565 nt
Organism: Schizosaccharomyces cryophilus OY26
Lineage: Eukaryota; Fungi; Ascomycota; Schizosaccharomycetes; Schizosaccharomycetales; Schizosaccharomycetaceae
Product: dihydroceramide delta-4 desaturase
Exons: 2
Coding region: 131-1198 (355 amino acids)
Biological process (GO): ceramide biosynthetic process
Cellular component (GO): membrane
Molecular function (GO): sphingolipid delta-4 desaturase activity
Source: RefSeq, a predicted model, not a curated record